Mandrillus leucophaeus (drill) is the source of this 1482-nucleotide messenger RNA. RefSeq lists its product as uncharacterized. Gene Ontology annotation, molecular function: ferrous iron binding; ferric iron binding. Gene Ontology annotation, cellular component: cytoplasm. Gene Ontology annotation, biological process: intracellular iron ion homeostasis; iron ion transport. The record is from RefSeq and is a predicted model, not a curated record. Lineage: Eukaryota; Metazoa; Chordata; Mammalia; Primates; Cercopithecidae.
AUGGACCAGAAGAGGGACACAUUCCCGGGGGUGGGUAAAGGAAAGUCACACGAACGCCACGCCCUCCUUGGGACUAGCCCGGGCCGACAGCCCACCGCCUCCAAAUCCUUUCCCCUCCGACGGGGAAGGUUUCUAGCAACUCGGCACCAGAGAAAGCAGCGCUGGAGGAGGGGGCCUGGGACGUCCCUCAGAGGCACCAAGCAGGGGACUGAACUUGAAGCUGGGACACCCUCCAGCACCGUUGGCAAGCCUCGCGGUCCUGCCCAGCCUGUGUGCGGACUUCCAGCCUCUGAACCCUAUUCCUUCAAUUUUUUUCUCGUCAUACCCACCCUCACCCACUCCCGCUACCAUGCACUCCGCUCCCCACGCGGCCCUGGCCGGACGCCCACAGGCAGCGUCGCUACCAACGCUACCGCACAUCUGACGGGUUUCUCCUCGCAGAACAGAAGUCACCCCCACACACCCCAAUCCUUCCUGGGGCGCUUCGCCCCGAUCACGUUUCCCCAGCUAGGAACCCAGCGCGGCCACCACACUCACAGCGGGUCCGGCUCCGCUACUCGCCGUUCUGCGAUCCACACGUCGCGCCUGCGCGCUCCUAUUUCUGCCGAGCCUUGCCGGAGCCAGGAACCGGGAGCGGACUGGAAGGGAGUCGUUUCUCCUCAUCGGGUACUCUUCAGCCCUGGUGAAGUGAGGGGCAUAAGGAUUUCUCAUCCACAGACCGCCUGCGCAUCUCCGAGUCAUCCCGGGCAAAACAGCAAGCUGGGUCUCAGGAUAGCUCUAAAAGCAUCUAUUUCAGUAUGGUUCUGUAAGUCUGCACUGCCCACUUCCGGUUCGGUCACACACCCGCCAUUCGCCAUCUACCAUUCCUCGCCACCGCUGCCGCUGCCUGCACUACUGCCUUUGCCUACGUGUUCGCCAUCCGCGCUGCCUGCGAUGACCACUGCCCCGCUGUUGCAGGUGCUCUACAACUACCACACCAACUGCGAGGCCGCCGUCAACAGCCACAUCGACCUGGAGCUCCACGCCUCCUAUGUGUACCUGUCCAUGGCUUUCUACUUUGAACGAGACGACAUGGCCCUGGAGCACUUUGGCCGCUACCUCCUGCACCAGUCAGACGAGAAGAUGGAGCAUGCGCAGGAACUGAUGAGGCUGCAGAACCAGCUCAGUGGCCUCACCUGCCUUCAUGACAUCAGGGAGCCAAAGCGCUAAGGCUGGGAGAGCGGGCUUGAGGCCAUGGAUUAUGCCUUCCACCUGGAGAAGAGCGUCAACUACAGCCUCCUGGAGCUGCACCAGCUGGCCCUGGAGAAGGGCGAGCAGCUGUGCGACUUCCUGGAGAGCCACUACCUACACCAUCAGGUCAAGACCAUCAAAGAGCUGGGUGGCUAUGUGAGCAACCUGGAAAAGAUGUGGGCCCCGGAAGCCGGCCUGGCUGAGAACCUGUUUAACAAGCUCUCCCUGAGUCACAGCGAGAAAGAGACCUGA